Staurois parvus is the source of this 349-nucleotide messenger RNA. Lineage: Eukaryota; Metazoa; Chordata; Amphibia; Anura; Ranidae. The record is from the annotation of a GenBank genome assembly.
UCAUGCUGCUGCCAAGUCCAGAGUCUCUCAUGGGUCCCUGUACGGCCUCCCAUUGCUGCUGUCUCCAUCGCCACACUCUGCCAUGUGCCACUUUCAGGUCUCCUCACACACUGCUGGUGUGUUUGAAUUUUUUGACAUAGGGUGCUGGCAGAUUACGGGCCUCCCAUAGCUGCUGCCAGGCCCCUAAUCUGCCAUGGGCCCCUAUAUACCGCCUCCUCAUGCUGCUGCCAGGUCCAGAGUCUCUCAUGGGUCCCUGUACGGCCUCCCAUUGCUGCUGUCUCCAUCGCCACACUCUGCCAUGUGCCACUUUCAGGUCUCCUCACACUGCUGGUGUGUUUCCAUUUUUUGU